This is a messenger RNA of Physcomitrium patens, 3051 nucleotides long. The record is from RefSeq and is a predicted model, not a curated record. Lineage: Eukaryota; Viridiplantae; Streptophyta; Bryopsida; Funariales; Funariaceae.
GUGUGUGCGUACAUAUAUCAUGAAAUGGGAUUUGCCACUCACUUAUGCUCUGCACCUAACCAACGUCCAUGUGGCCUUGCCUGCCUGCCUCCCAACCACAACACUGCCGCUCUUCCCAUUCCUCCUCAUCUUCACUGCAAACUCUAUUCAUGUGCCAAAUCAUUCAUCAUCUGUGCAUCUGGUGAGCUCAUCAUCAAAUAAUGUUGCAGAAAAUGGCCAUUUCCUGGAUUUGGUGAUUUGGUGAUUUGGUCAAGUGGAAAAGUUUAUAUAUUAUUAAUAGGAAAUUAUUUUUAUAGUGAUUAAUAUGAAAAAAUCUAUGUAUUAAUGAAUAAGAAACUUUCAACCUCAGACUAAAAACCGUUGUCUUUCUUUUUUUGGUGAAUAAAUUACAAAAUAAAUUCAAUCUUUCUUUCAUUAUUAUACACAAAACAUUAAUGUGUAUGCAAAAUUGACACUAAAUACAUUUGAUAAGUAAUCUGUGUCAAAUAUCGUUUUAAAAAUGUGAUGAAAUUUUUCUAUGGCAUUAUUAUUAUUAUUAUUAUUAUUAUUAUUUUGUGGAUUGAAAAUUCCAUGGAAUAAAAACAAGAAAUCACGUAAAAUAGACCAUAUAUAUAUAUAUAUAUAUAUAUAUAUAUAUUUCGGCCAAAAUUAACGAGUGCCACAAGAGGUACUUGCAAAUUCUUUGGUGAUACAUGAUAAUUUUCGAAAUUCUUCUGUCUUUUCAAGACUUUGUGAAUUAGACAAAAACAACAUUAUAAGUAUGGCAAGAAUAGAAGAUAUUGUUUACAUGCUCAACAAAGCACCUUUCAAUUAUUCUAUUUCAUUUUUAGAAUUUAGUCAGAGUAAUUCGUUGCAAUUACAAAAGUUGGUCCUAUACGUGUUAUCAAUUAUUCACCCUAAAAAUAGCCAGAAUUUGGAUUCAAAUGAAGAAAAGAUAGCGUGGAUGUUGGAUGUUCUGAGAAUGCUCAAUUAUCGUCCCAAAAAUGAUAGCUUGGUAUUUCAACAAGGUCUUGUAGAUGGAAAUACAAAUACAAUUUAUCCACUUCUCAUGUGGUUACUUCCUCAGGUAGAAAUGUUGAAGAAACGUGCAUAUUUGGCACCAUUUUUAAUUGACAUUGAUAUACCACCAGAGUUGAUAUUAGAAGAUGAUGUGAAUAUGCUGAAUACACAAUUUGACAUGUUAAGAGAGUAUUUCAAAACUACUCAUAAGCACCUACAAAGUAUACACAAAAAAGAAAAGAACUCAUCAACUUUGAAAAGAAAUGUGCAAGGCCUUGAAGUUGAAAGAAAUCAUUUAGAUGAACAAAUUCAAAAAUUCAAAACUGAACUACAGCAUGUGGAAAAAUUAAACGAAUAUUUGGAUGCAAUACAAACAUUACGUGAUGAAAAAAGUCAAUAUCUAUUUUUAGUUAAUCAAUUACAAGACCAAGAACAUAUACUUGCUCAAACAUUCAACCAUUCCAAAGUGGUGUCAAAGCUGCAUGAGGUUCAAGAAUUAGCAGGAAGUGAAAGCAUGUCUGCAAUGUUGCAGAAGAUGGCACAAGCAUGCUCAUUGCUGCAUUACCAGGCUGAAGAUAAACUGCCCAAGGAGAUGGAAAAAUCAAGACUUCACUUGCAAGCAUUGCAACAAGUAUUGGGCAACACUGACCCCAUGGAUCCUGCCCUCUCCCCCAUUCAGGCAAAGUUAGCACUCGUGAACGAUGAAUUGAAGGGUUUGAAGCGACGCAACGUGCAUGACCACGAUGGCAGUGGCUGUGGCGAGGGCAACGAGGUGCAGCGUCAACAGCUGCGAAUGACCUCCAUCGUUGCCAAUAAGAUUCGUGAUGCAUUCGACAGGCUUGCCGACCUCACCAAACAGCGCGACAUGCUCAUUGCCGAUCUUGAACAUAAGUUUCACUCCAUCGAAGAGGUGAAGGGGUCUGUGCGGCGAGGAGAAGAUUUGAAACAGUAUGUGGAAUUGCUGCGAGGGAAAAGUGCCACUUACAAGGCUCUGAAGAAAGAAUUGGACGAUAAGGCAACUGAUUACGGGGUUCUGGUUCGUACUAAGCGGCUUCUGGAGCAACAAGCUGCAGGUGAUGCUGAUGUUAGUACAUUUGAAGAUGGCAGCGCAGCUGUGUAUGAACUCAUUCAGUGCACUCAACGCCAGCUGGAGCAACAAGACGAGAUUUCCGUGGAUGAUUCUGCCACCAAUUCAAGCGAGGGACACGAAAAGAUGUGCAAAAAUGUAUGGAAGCGAAUCGCAGAACUUGAUACGAAAUUACAAGAACAACGAGCAAAAGUAGCUCCCCUUCUGAAACAGCUCAAGGAAGUGAGAACAACAUUACAAGACAUUGAGACUAAGAACGCAGAGCGAGAGGAGAAAUUCACCGAGACGUCAACUGUGUCUAAAAGGAAAUUGGCAGAGCUGGAAUCUGCUGUAAACGAGAGUAGCAAAAAACAUGAGGAUGAUUACAAACAGCUCCAAGAAUUGAAUCUUCACAGGGAACGACUUGAGACUACCCUGGACCAAUUGGCAUCUGAGUCGAAGAAUAAUAUUGUGAGCGAGGAGCUCGAGUCGAGAAUUCAACUGCAGGAGGAACUUGUAAAUGACUUGCAAAAAAAGCAACAAAAGCUCAAGGAAACAGAGCAUGAGCGCAAAGCGCAGCUAGUCAUUAUGCAAGACUUGCUUAAAUUUCUGGGAGCCAAGUUAGCCUUAUUCUCCUCAGACAUGAGACCUGCUAUUUACUCCACCAACUCUUCUCUUGAAAACGGGGUUGAAAAUGACCAGAGAUUCGGGAACUGAUGAAAAAUCAACCAUAUUAAUAGGAAUUUUAAACAAUUCAAAUAGAACGCGAGAAUGAAUCGGUAAUAAACCCUCAACCAUUUGUACCAUGAAAUAAAAAGAGCUUUUUUCGGAGAUCGGGGCAGGUCUUGAAUUCAAGAACCAGGUUCAGAUUAUAAAUACACUCGACAAAAAUGUAUACGGAACUUUCACAAGUUUCAGAUAGCCCCGAAAUGAUGUGAAUCCCAAAAACCAAUUUUACUAUAGUUUCUGUAUGCUAACACCACCAU